Messenger RNA from Mauremys mutica (yellowpond turtle), 4013 nucleotides. Its product is annotated as hypermethylated in cancer 1 protein-like. Gene Ontology annotation, cellular component: nucleus. NCBI's taxonomy places the organism in Eukaryota, Metazoa, Chordata, Testudines, Geoemydidae. Gene Ontology annotation, molecular function: protein binding; RNA polymerase II cis-regulatory region sequence-specific DNA binding; DNA-binding transcription factor activity, RNA polymerase II-specific. The record is from RefSeq and is a predicted model, not a curated record. The transcript has 2 exons. Gene Ontology annotation, biological process: regulation of transcription by RNA polymerase II. The coding region runs from base 256 to 2232 and encodes 658 amino acids.
GAGUUCAGGCCGGGGUCAGUGGGAGUUCGCAGCCCGGGCUUUACCUUUGCGCCCAGCCGUGCGCCGGCGGCACAUGCUGCCUCCUGCGCUGCGCCGCGGAGCGGCCGCCGGGCCUGGCACGCAGGGCGCAGCGAGCGCCGAGGGAGGCAGCGCCUUGGCAGCACAGCCCGCGGAGCUGGCAUGGGCCGGAGGCGCCGGCUGGCGGCGGGGAGCGCGCGGCGGGGACCCAGGGGCUGAGGCUGCUGCUCAGGGGACAUGAGAGUCCGCAGAGACCUCGGCUGGCUGGCGGAAGCGACGGAGCCCCCAGGUGGCGGGGGGAGCCCCGUGCUGGAGGCCAUGGAGAUGCCGAGCCACUCGAGGCAGCUGCUCCUGCAGCUCAACACGCAGCGGGCCAAGGGCUUCCUAUGCGACGUGAUCAUCGUGGUGCAGAACGCGCUGUUCCGGGCGCACAAGAACAUCCUGGCGGCCAGCAGCGCCUACCUGAAGUCGCUGGUGGUGCACGACAACCUGCUCAACCUGGACCACGAGAUGGUGAGCCCGGGCGUCUUCCGCCUGGUGCUGGACUUCAUCUACACCGGCCGCCUGGGCGAGUGCGAGCCGGGGGAGCCGGGCCUGGGCGCGGUGCUGGCGGCCGCCAGCUACCUGCAGGUGCCGGCCCUGGUGGCCCUGUGCAAGAAGAAGCUGAAGCGGACGGGCAAGUACUGCCACCUGCGAGGCGGCUACAGCCCCUACGGCAAGAUGGCCAGGGGGCUGCGGGCCGCCACCCCCGUCAUCCAGACCUGCUACUCGGGUGCCCCCCGGCCUGUGGACAUGCAGCCUGGCGAGCCCCACAACCCCCUCAGCACCCAGUGCGGGGAGCUCUACGCCUCCGCCUCCCAGGGCACCGCCCUGCACCAGCCUGGGCUGUGCCCACCCGAGAGGCACUGCUCCCCCCCCUGCGGCCUGGACCUCUCCAAAAAGAGCCCCCCCAGCCCUUCCUCCCAGCUGCUGCCCACAGACAGACUCCACCCGGGGGACAGCAGGGAGCCCUUGCUGCCCCCCGGGCACGACAGCCCCCCGGGCAGCGCUUCCCUGCUGGUCAACCACAGCUCCGCCUACAAAGACCCCCCCCAGGUGGGCGAAGGCGUGAUCCACCCUGCGGAGCGCUUCCGUGGCAGCCCGCCCUGUGCCGAGCCCCUGGCCCGGGCCGAAGGCCGCGACUUCCUGUACCGCUGGAUGAAGCACGAGCCCCCGGGCAGCUACCUGGAGGAGUGUGAGGCGGAGAAAGAGGCUGAGCGGGAGGAGAAGGCCGAGUCGCCCCCGCAGUCCCGCUACCCCAGCAUCGAGAGCAACGAGCUGGAGAACGACAACAGCACCAGCGAGGACACGGGCAGCAGCGAGGGCCCCUCCCCUGGGGGCACCCUGGGCCCCUACUGCAGCCACCUGGCCUACGAGCCCGAGAGCCUGGGGGACAACCUGUACGUGUGCAUCCCCUGCGGCAAGGGCUUCCCCAGCUCGGAGCAGCUCAACGCCCACGUGGAGGCCCACACCGAGGAGGAGCUGUACCACAAGGCGGCCUCGGAGCAGGCCGGCCCCUUCCUGGACAAGGGUGGCCAGAGCCUGGGCGACAUCAUCCGGCCCUACCGCUGCUCCUCCUGCGACAAGGCCUACAAGGACCCGGCCACGCUGCGGCAGCACGAGAAGACGCACUGGCUCACGCGGCCCUACCCCUGCACCAUCUGCGGCAAGAAGUUCACGCAGCGCGGCACCAUGACGCGGCACAUGCGCAGCCACCUGGGCCUCAAGCCCUUCGCCUGCGACGCCUGCGGCAUGCGCUUCACCCGGCAGUACCGGCUCACCGAGCACAUGCGCAUCCACUCGGGCGAGAAGCCCUACGAGUGCCAGGUGUGCGGCGGCAAGUUCGCCCAGCAGCGCAACCUCAUCAGCCACAUGAAGAUGCACGUGGCCGGGGCUGACGGCAAGUCCAAGCUGGACUUCCCUGAGAGCGUCUUCGCCAUGGCGCGGCUCACGGCCGACCAGCUGGGCCUCAAGCAGGAGAAAGCGGCCGAGCUGCUGUCGCACACCUCCCACUUCCUCAGCGACCCCAAGGGCCUGGAGAGCCUGUACCCGCUGGCCCGCUUCACAGCCGAGCACCUGGGGCUGAGCCAGGAGAAGGCGGCCGAGAUGCUGGGUCCAGCCUCACACCUGCACAGCGAAGGGGGCCGGAGCAUAGAGUGCUAUUCCCCCACCUAACGGGGCAUCCCUGGCACCCCAGGGCUGCCCACUCCAGCCACAGCCAAAGAGCCCACACGGCCAUGGGGUCUGCAGAGCCCACCGCCCCCUCCCCAGAUGGACUCUCUGUAGCAUUUGGGGAGUGGAAACUUUUCUCCCUGAAAAUGUGCAGUGGCCAAAUGUUUCCUCCAGCCUCCAUCCAAUGGGGAAAGGCCAGAACAGCCAAAGAGGGGGUGGGGUGAGCCCCUGGCAAAGGGCACUGGGCAGCAGCUCUCUCCACCUGCUCACUCACCCUGGUGUGAGGGGAGCAGCAGAAGGGUUUGAUCUUCUGAGGCCUCUGCAGGAAUCUCUACACCCUGGCCCAGCAAACCCUGCCCAGAGCCUGGGCCUGGCGCGUGCCUCUUGCUACAGAGCCCUGGUUGGGGCAGCUCCUCUCCCAGCUCUGACUGCAGCUGGGCCUGGCUCCCAAAGAGCCUCCUGGGCCCACCUCGCUGAGCCGAAACCAAAGCAACCAGCUGAGGAGGAGACCCAGCCCCCGCACCCUCGCUGUACUCAGGGAUGGCCCCAGUGUCCUGCCUGGGCCAGGCCAGGCCCAGCUGCCUCAGGAGAAUUCCUGCCCUGGGCGAUUCCUGAGGAACCUGAGCCCAGAGCCUCCCCCCACCCUUCCCCAGUGGCUGGUGGGAGGGAGCGUGGAUCUGGGGCCCAGCUGGCCUAGCCUGAGCCCCUGGGCUGCAUCCCUCCCCACCCUCCAGUCUCUGCUCGGGGGGGUCUCAGGGGGGGACCGUGCUGCUGUUUCUCUGGGGGUCUCGGCUGGGAGCUGGGCUGGGAGCAUGAGGACACGGGAGCCGUUUGUUGAACCCCAAUUGAGCUUUCCCAGGGGUGGGCAGCCCCCCUCCUGCCUUACUAGGCUGCAGCGGGGGAGCUGCCCCCUCCCAUGGCUGGUGCCCAGGCAGAGCAGGGCUCCAGGCCGCAGAGCAUGCAGGCAGGGGGCCGGGCUGCUCUCUGGCUCUGCCUUGCUGGGCUCCGCUGGGCAGCAGGGCUCUGCCAUGCUCGGGUGGGGCUGAGAGCUUUAUGCUGAAGCCAGUUGGGGGCAGUGCAGAGGCCAGUGACACUGAGGGGCAGAGCCUCCCCGCACUCCUGGGUUAAUGGGGCACAAGAUCCAGGUGCUGCCACUCCCGGAGCCCUGCCUGGGGCCUUCCUUGCUCUGUCCAGGCUGGGCCACCAGAGCCGUAGAGGCUGGGCCGAGGGCCCUGGCCUGAGGGACCCAGGGCAGGGUCCCAUCCCACCCCCGUCUGGCCUGCAGGAUAAUGUGAAGCUCUUUUCCCUGCCUUAGUCUUUUCUCCUUUGCACACGAGGCCGAGGCGGCCACCCCACGGUGCCUGCUCCUGGCCUCCAACCCACUGUGCCUUUAGCCUGACCGGCUGCUCCGCCAAGGGGGCUUGGGUCCGACCGUCCAUGCUGCCGGCUCAGGUGCCUCUGGCUAGCAGAGACUCAGGACUCUGACCCUGCCUCCAGCUGCGCAGGAACUUGGGCACCAAACGGGCUCCCCGGGCACCAAACGGGCUUGGCGAGGGCCAGGAAUCCCAGGCCAGAGUCCAGCACAGGCUGCCCUGCCCCCUUGCAGCCAACAGGGCAAAGCUGCAGCAGCUGUGACCAAAGCGCAGGGGGAGGGGACGUAUCCAGUGCAUGGAUCCAGGUCUCCCUGCCCCCUCCCACUUUGUAUAUUCUUCUGAUUUGUACACGGGCGUUUUAUCCCGUCCUUUUCUAUACUCAAGACCAAAUGAGCAAUAAAGUGACAUUAA